ACUCUGCUCAGACCUGUUCUCUGUCAAGCAGCUGAUAAGAUGAGUCAUAAAUCGUCUGCAUCGCGAUAUAAAGUUCACCAUGACAACAGGCUCGUCAUCACUCUGUUUGGAAAAAGUGCUGAAUUUAGAAAUACCAUUGGAAAUAAAAUCCUCAAGAAUGCGUUUAGUCACAUGUCUGAUUGCUGUGUGACAGGAGAGAGUAGCACCGUCAAAAUAAUUAAUACUCCUGACUUCUUUGAUGAAGAUUCCCGGUUCCCAGAUCAGCACAUUAUUGACUGCAUGGCUCUUUCUUAUCCUGGGCCAAACCUGGUUAUAUUGGCUGUAGACUCUAAAAACAGCCAAGACAAAGAGGUGAUAGAUCAAAUCAACAAACUUCAAUACAUCUUUGGAGAAAACAUUACAGCCAACCUGGUCGUCUUGUUGCCAACCACAGACGUCCUUAAAUCACCUCAUCAUUUGAAGAAACGUUUUAGAAUCCAUCUGAAAUCCAUGUCUGACAAACUGAACUACAGCGUCUGUAGUGGGUGGUGUUCAGGUCAAUGGUCAUUCCAGUAUAACUUCAACAACUACAGUGAAGAUGUUGUGCUAAAAAGAAAGUCCACCUUGGACAAGAGAAGAUGUUCACCUCUGCAUCACCAAGAAAAUCAAAGAACCAACCCUCAGACCUCAUCCAGCUCCCAACGUACAUUAACAGAAGCUAAUACCCGGACGAGGCGCAGUGUCCGAUGGUCAUUCAGAGGUUCCAGGGCAUCUGCAGAAGCAAACAAUCAAUUUAACAUUGUUCUGCUGGGACUAACUGGGACGGGAAAGAGUGCGUCAGCAAACACCAUCCUGGCUGCAGCGAACCUUUUACGGGAUUCAAGUCAACUGUUCAAAUCGGAACUCAGCUCGGUGCCGGUCACCACCAAGUGCGAGGCCAAAACUAUAACGUUUCACAAGAAGAGGGUGACAGUGGUGGAUACUCCAGACUUCUUUAAUGAACACCUCAGUGAAUCUAAAGCACAGACAGACGAGUGUAGGAAGUACUGUGAGCUCAGGCAGAGUAUGGUGCUAAUCGUGCUUCAACUGGGCCGCUUCACAGACCAAGAGGUCGGGAUAUUAGAGAAACUGGAGGACAAGCUCAGCCUCGGCAUCAGGCAGAAAACCGUUGUCCUGCUGACCCACGGUGACGGUUUCAGGGGCAAAAUCGAGAAAUUUAUAGACGAUCGGCGUCCCCUCAAACAUCUCGUGGAAGCCUGUGGAAAUCGCUACCAUGUGUUCAACAACACCUCCAAGGACCCGAGACAAGUCUUGGAGCUGAUCAAGAAAUUUCCAGACAUUGAUGUAUUUUUACCAGAACUUACAGAGAGAAGAUCGCAUUUUAUGUGUUUAUUUUAACUUCUCUGUGGUGACUGAUGAUGAAAACAAAUAGAAAUAAUACAACUUAUCCAGAAAUUCUAUGACUGCAACCAGUUGCAGUCAUUAAAAUGAUUAUGAAAUCUUUUUUCAGUUUGGACUCUGUGUGCUUGUCUUUUAGGUUGCGGUCAGUCAAAUAUCAGUCAGUCAGGUGCACCUUUUAAAAGUCAAGUCAAUUGAGGUGGGCUGUGUAGGUCCUACCACAGUGGGGUCCUGAUGGAAAAAGGCUUCCUCCUCAGUGGAACUGUAUCCGGGUCCUAGAAUGGCUCGUCAUCUCCUUCAUCAAGGGGCGAAUCCAACUUCCAAUCUCAAUAACCUACAGUAGUCUGUACAAAACUCUUGUUUACAGUCACAAAUGUUCUUAUCCAAGUCCCGCCAAGUAUGAAAUGUGCCAUCCAACUCUCUGUUAUUACGAUAACAUAAAGUUAAUGUUAAGUACCUUUAUGUGUGUUUCCCUGUUUAACACUAGUUUAUGAUUAGUUUACAUUUUAAUCGUGAGAUCAACAUGUUUGGCUUUCGAGCAUGAACACACAUUAUAUGGAAACCUAAAUCAUACAUUUACAUACAGAUUAAAAGAUGGGAAAACACUC
Molecule: messenger RNA, 1985 nt
Organism: Betta splendens (Siamese fighting fish)
Lineage: Eukaryota; Metazoa; Chordata; Actinopteri; Anabantiformes; Osphronemidae
Product: GTPase IMAP family member 8-like
Exons: 6
Coding region: 40-1377 (445 amino acids)
Molecular function (GO): GTP binding
Source: RefSeq, a predicted model, not a curated record